AUAACAUGAUAGUAGUUAAUAACAUUAAUCGGAUGAAUUUUUUUUGUUUACGUUUAAUAAUGUAGAAGUUUUUCUCAAACAACAAGAGUUAAAAUUAUUAUUUUUUCCUAUAAUUUCAAAGUUAUUACAACAAUAAAUAAUUGUGGAAGAUGAAAUUAAUUUGUCAUAUGAAACAAUUAUGUAAUUUAUGUUAAAGUUUCUACGAAUCAUCCGACCGGUAAAAUGGAUUUGGUGUAUUCGAUAUUUCGUAAACAAGCAUGGAAAACUCAAUUUCAAAAUGAACAAAUGGAAGAAGAUAUGUGUUUCAAAUGUUUAGCUAAAAUAUCAUCGAAUAAUGUUGUAGCUUGGGUAACAACUUUUGAUUUAGAUGAUCAUGUUAAUAUCAAUUGGGGAUCACAUGUUUACAUAGCUGAUCUUAAUGUACCAUGGAAAUAUCAUAAAAUAAUGUCUAACAAUUGUACAAUUACUACUUUAGAAUGGGAUAUGUAUGGUUAUUCAUUGUUAAUUGGUGACAAAAAUGGCAUAGUUUCGGUAUGGACGUGUAGUAAUGAUCAUAAUCUUACAAAUUGGGUUCAAGUAGGUUCAAAAGACUUUCGAGGUGAACCAAUCAUAGCAGGAACAUUUUUCCAUCUAGGAAAAAAAUUGAUGCUCGUCAAUGAGAAAGCAGAUAGCAUAAAUUACUUUGAAAAAUUUAAUUAUGUACGUUUUACACCUUCAUUGAGAGUUUGGGGCGGUACAGGUCUACCAGGUUGUUUAGUUAUCUCUGCAACUGGAAUGAUUGCUGCUCUUUUAAUAAAUGAUAAUGGUGAACCUAUGAUAUCUGCCACAAAUAGUUUAGCAGUAGCCAGAUAUCGGAUAUCUGUUGUUGAUAUUAGUUAUAGACAAAAUGGAAAUUUUCUUAUUGUAACUUCAGACGGGCGACCGAGAUCACCUAUUCACUGUUAUGAAGUUUCUGUUAAGCUUUUGAAAGAAAAAAGUUGUACCAUAAUAUCACAGUGGCUACCCAGUUUUUUUUUGACAUUUAAUGAGACUAUUGAUAGAGUUAUAUCCCAUGUUAAGUUUUUACAGCGGGAAGGUUCCGAAUCACUCGUCAUUGGUAGUAACAGUAAUAAUGGGUGUAUAAUAGAAACUUGGGAAUUAGUAAAAAAAACUAACCCUGUUAAUAAAGUGUUUAAAAAGCUAAUUACUGAAGACCAUCCUACAGUUUGUUGGAUAAAAAAGAGUUCAUUUACUAUUAGUGCUCAGUUAACUGCAUUGGCUACACCUAAAAUGUCAAUAACAUAUAAUCAGUCAUCAAACAGUCAAUUUAUAGUUGCCGCUUUUAGUAAUCAUCAAGUUUGUUGUCUAUCGAGAGACUUGACCCAACAAUGUUUAUUUGAACUUAGUAGUUAUUGUGAAGAUAAUAUAGGUAAAAUUGGCUUACAACAUAGUUCUAAUAUUCAGUUUUCAGAUCUUGACAUUUCUUACUUAGGAAAUGUUUUUGUUGUAUGUGAUAAUAUGGGUAAUUUAUACUUGUUUCAAUUAUUAUCAGUAGCCGAGUUAAAUGGACCAUUAACUGUUGCUUAUGCUACAAUGCAACUUGAAUAUUGUUUAGUAACUGGUCUUGAUUGGUGGGACCUAGCAAUUUCAUUAAGACCUAAUAUGUUAGAAGCAGUAUGUAAUCGUUUUACUGAAAAUUUUCAAAAACAAUCUCAAGUACUUCAGCAAAAAGAAUAUACUACAUAUUUAAGUAUUCGUUCUUUCCUUUAUAAAAUGAUGCCUGGAGCACAAUCAAAAAGAUCAGAUCUCAUGCACUUAAUGACUUUACACUCUAUAUCAAAUGCUUUCAAAAAUGUAUUACGUGUGAGUGAUAUAAUGGCUGAUCGUGAUCCAGCUGAAAGUUUAGUAUCUGUACUUAAAGAGCCAAUAGUUGACAUAGAUAAAAUUUUACCUAGCUUAGGUGGGAAAGAUUUUACAGUAGAACCGAGUACUUUACAAUCCCUACAUCAACUUAUUCAAUGGGUAGCUCAGCUAGCUCUAAAUGUUAUUGUCAGGAUACCAGAACUUCGUGAUAGUGCUGGUUAUAAUUUAUUGAAUGAUUUAUAUGCUAUUAAUACAAUACGGGAAUUGUUAGUAAUGAUACGUAUUUGGGGUUUAUUAAGACCUAAUUGUCUUCCUGUCUUUAUUAAAAAUAUUGAUAAUCUUGAUGUUCUUUCUGUAACAUUUCGUAUAUUGUCACGCUUUGUUCAACUUUGUGGAGAUCAUGAUGAUAUGUUAUUUGAUGAAUGUUACACACUUCAAAGUCAAGUUAUAAUUACACCCAUUUCUUCAGUGGCUGCUGGAAUUCAUGAAGUAGCAUCACCUGCUUUAUAUUAUCAACAUUUACCUUUAAAACUGGUUUUUGGGCAAGAACCAGAUUGUUUGAGAUACACUACACCUACUAUUGAUACUAUUUCUAAUGGUAAACAAUACUCAGAUUAUAUCAAUGAUUAUGAUGUAAUUAGAAAUGUUUAUAUUGGUAAAUGCCCAUUGACAAUAAAACAAUGCAAUCGAUGUGAAGGAAAAAUGCAGUUAGCUGGUUCUUCAAGAACUGCAGCAAUAAGAGUCUGGGAAAAUAGAUGGGCAAGAAACUGUCGAUGUGGAGGUAGAUGGCGAACUGUUAAAGUUGGAACAUAAAAAAUGGAAAGUAUUUAAUGAAAAUCAUUUAAAAUUAACGUACAAAAUUUGUAUAAUCUCAAAGAAUCAGCCUUAAAAUAGUCCACAAUUCCCUGUUGUAUAUAUUAAUUACCAAAUAAAAAUGGGAUGUAAAAAAAAUGUAAAUUUAAAAUUAUACAAUUUAGUAUUAUAUAAAAUGUCUCUAUAUCUUUUAUAGUAAUUAUUAAAAA
This is a messenger RNA of Daktulosphaira vitifoliae (grape phylloxera), 2864 nucleotides long. It is a transcript of the gene MED16, whose product is annotated as mediator of RNA polymerase II transcription subunit 16. The transcript has a single exon. Lineage: Eukaryota; Metazoa; Arthropoda; Insecta; Hemiptera; Phylloxeridae. Gene Ontology annotation, cellular component: mediator complex. The coding region runs from base 223 to 2655 and encodes 810 amino acids. Gene Ontology annotation, biological process: positive regulation of DNA-templated transcription. The record is from RefSeq and is a predicted model, not a curated record.